Messenger RNA from Aspergillus affinis, 3597 nucleotides. Its product is annotated as putative MFS sugar transporter. NCBI's taxonomy places the organism in Eukaryota, Fungi, Ascomycota, Eurotiomycetes, Eurotiales, Aspergillaceae. Gene Ontology annotation, cellular component: membrane. The transcript has 12 exons. The coding region runs from base 1 to 3597 and encodes 1198 amino acids. Gene Ontology annotation, biological process: transmembrane transport; carbohydrate transport. The record is from RefSeq and is a predicted model, not a curated record. Gene Ontology annotation, molecular function: carbohydrate:proton symporter activity.
AUGGUCCAGAUCAACAUGUUCGGGACGGGGACCAGCCUUCAGUCUGCAAUUUGGGUGGCGUGUGGGAUGGCCUUUAUCCUAUUUGGCUACGAUCAAGGCGUCUUCUCCGGAAUUGUGGAAAACGAUGACUUUCUGGACACCAUGAACCGCCCCAAUGAUAGUCUAAUGGGCAUCAUCGUUUCGAUAUACAACUUAGGCUGCUUCUCCGGGUGUAUUGUGAACUUCUUCAUUGGCGAAUGGCUUGGACGGCGUAAGGCUAUGUGGUUGGCUAUGGUUUGGGUUCUGAUCGGCGCAGCGUUGCAAACAUCCGCCUUCUCCGUCCCCCACCUCAUGGUUGGUCGAUUUGUGACAGGUAUUGGCACCGGUAUUGAGACCUCGACUGUGCCUAUGUAUCAAUCAGAAUUGUGCGAGGCUUCGAAACGUGGAAAGAUGGUUUGCAGUGAGCCAUUGCUUGUGGGUGUGGGUAUUGUGGUUAGUUACUUUUUCGAUUAUGGCAUGAGUUUUGUUGGAGGUCAAAUUGCGUGGAGACUUCCUAUCGCGUGUCAAAUGAUUUUCGCUAUUAUCGUCAUCGUGCUUGUUUUUGGACUUCCCGAGUCUCCGAGAUACUGUUACAAAGAGGGACGAAACGAGGAGGCCCUCCAAAUCCUGAGUGACGUGUACGGUCGGCCUAAAGACGACGAGAAGAUACUGGCUGAACAGGCCGAGGUUCUCGAUGCCCUUGCUGUCGAGUUAAAGCAUGGAGAGUAUCAGUGGAAAAAUAUCUUCAAGAAAGAUGAAGUUUCCACGGGUUAUCGAGUUCUACUCGCCUACGGAAUGCAGUUCAUGAACCAAAUGGGCGGUAUCAACCUACUCGUGUACUUCAUACCUACCGUACUCAGCAACAAUGUUGGUCUCAGCAAAAAUCUCUCCCAAGUUCUCGGCGGAUGCGUCCAGAUUAUGUUCGCCGUUGGCAGUUUAUUCCCUGUGUUGUUCGUGGAUCGAGUCGGCCGAAGAGCGCCUAUGCUCUGGGGUUCGUUCGGACUGGGAAUCUGCAUGAUGAUGGUCUCGAUUCUGCUCAGUUUCAAGGGAACAGCCGUUGAGAAGCCCACUGCGUCAGCGUCUAUUGCAUUCUUUUUCGUCUUCAUGCUCAUCUUCGGCGCCUCGGUCAACUGUAUCCCUUGGUGCUAUGUGCCAGAAGUUCUGCCUCUUCAUGCACGCGCUAAGGGAACAGCCGUGGGUACCUCUUCGAAUUGGAUCUGGAAUUUCUUCGUCGUCAUGAUCACCCCUGUGAUCAUCAACCGUCUGCAAUGGAAAGCGUACUUGAUUUUCAUGUGCACCAACUUCGCUUUCGUGCCGCUGGUGUACUUCUUCUAUCCUGAGACCGCGAACUUCACUCUAGAGGAAAUCGACUUCCUCUUCACGAACCCGGAUAAGGGCCCCGUGAAGCUUUCUAAGGAGCUUCACAAAGAGAGAAAACAGGGACAUGGCAGAAAUAUUGUUGCGGAGGCUGGAGUUACGAGGCAGACGAGUGUUGUUGGAGGCGGGAAGCAUAUGGGAAGUGACAUGUUUGAAGAACAGAAGCCAACAUGGGCUGGAGAAACUCGCUUCAAGCAUCUUCCCCCCUUUUCGAGCACGAUUUGGGGCUCGACCAUAGUGGCUUCAUUCGCUGCUGGCAAAACUCUGUUCAAUUGGGACGUUCGAGCCAAUGUGCUCUCGAUCUUUCCGGUCGCUGCUCUUCUGGUUGCCUAUAUCACUGUUGUGUCCAGCACUUGCAGGUGGGCUCGAUUUAUUCCUCGACCUUUGCAUUCUGGGCAUCAAGUCAAUUCUCUUGCGAUCCGUGUUGUGGCUAUUUUGAUGGUUAUUCUAGGAAUCGACACGAUCGUCUUUGGUUUCCCUCGCGCUGGCUCUGUGCGAACAGGGGCACUGGGGCUGGUGAAGGCUUUGAAGCUUUAUUCUAUAGUUUAUACCGUUCGAUAUUCUUCUUGGCACACUAUAGCAUUGACAGAAACAUUCAGCAUCAUAGUAGCUCGCGACCCCUUCACGCAGUCGUCCGAUUUGCAGGCCGCAUCCUACAUAGUGGCAAUUCUCCUUGUCCUGAGCCAAAUUGCUUGCGUUAUUCCAAAGCAAGCGAAGCCAAAAUCGGCUCUCUGCGUCUUCUUCCCUCUCGUCGCUCUGUUAGCUUACGCUGCCAACAUCCUUGCCAUUCAGGCCGCGCAAGCUUCGAUGAUACACUCACAGAAACACCCUGUGGAGAAUUUAAUUCUCAAGGUCCAGAUGAACUUUGGCGCUCUGAUCCAGAGACAAUCCACGAACCUCACUGUCUCCGCGGACGAAUAUCGGCGUCGGUACCAUGCCGAUCCACCACCAGGGCUCGACGACUGGUACGAGUUUGCCCGCUCUCACCAGUCCCCAAUCAUCGAUGAAUUUGACACCAUCUAUGAGGGGAUCUCGCCCUUCUGGAGACUGAGCGGGAAGCAGGUUCUCGACGCUAUGGACCAGGCGCCGAUCUGUGGCUCUGCGUAUUUUCCGGUCGUGAGGCUACAACACAAUGUCGCCAUCCCUAUCGCACCUCAGACAGAGACAUUAAUCCCCUUUUUGAUAGCCUCUUGCAACAACUCCCAGGUGUCCUUCCCGAUGUUAAGUUCCUUGUCAACCAUCUGGACGAACCGAGGGUCCUCAUUCUCCCACAAUCCCCACAACAUGUCGAGACAGCCAGCCUGGGACACUUUGACGAAAUUCUGCCCUUCUUCGUCUGAACCCACCGAGCCAUAUCCCGAUACACACACGGCGACCCCAUCGGUUCUACCAUUCAUCUCAAAUAUGUCAUCUGUUAUAGACCUCUGUCGCCAUCCCAAAUACCGCAAUAUGCAUGGCCUCGCCAUUAGCCCGACGACCUUCUGUCCAUUCCAAGGACCCGUGCCAGUCCUCUCCACUGGCGCGCCGUCCACCAUGGCCGAUAUCCUGUACCGCAGCCCGGCAUACCUGCAACCAGAAUUCCGUUAUGACAACAACGGUGUCUACGACGUCCCUUGGGCGAAGAAAUGCAAUCGACUACACUGGAUGGGGUCCACCACCGGCGGAUUCGCCAGCACAGACAAUCAAUGGCAGCAUAACCAUCGUCAGCGAUUUGUCCAGCUCGCCCAGAAUCUCAAUCAGAAGGACCAUCUCUAUCUUCGGGAAGAAACGGAUAAGCACAGCGGCAAGGCAACCAUCACCUCCACACACUCCCCCUUCCUCAAUAGUCGUCUCUUCGAUGUCGCCUUCACGCGCAUCACCCAAUGCUCGCCUUUCUCCUGUCGCACCCAACGACAAUACUUUACCACACAGUCGUGGGCCGAUAAGGAGGACCGCGCGAUGGGAUCUCGACUUGUUUUCGACCUGGACGGCAACGGCAUCAGCGGUCGCUACUACAAGCUUCUAGCCUCACGAUCGGCGGUCCUCAAGCAGACUCUGUUCCGUGAAUGGCAUGACGACCGGCUCGUGCCGUGGGUCCACUAUAUUCCUGUCAGUCUGGGCAUGCAGGAACUACCCGAGCUGGUCUCCUACUUUACCUCGACGGAGGCUGGACGGGCAUGGGCGCAGGAAAUCGCCGAGCAAGGUCGGAGAUGGUUCUUUUAG